UCAUCCAGUGGUUCCUCCCACCUUGAGUGAGGCGAGUCUGCGAGAGGCAGUGCCAGACUCUUACUGACUGAAACACCCCGUUCCGACUCCUAUUUCGAGCCGCAGCCCAGGUAACCUGUUAAGUCGUCCGCAGCUCCGGACCACGUGAAGUCUUGUGGUUCGAGAGGAAUUCGUCUUCAUUGCCUUCAGAUCCACGACCGUGUGGCGUUACGCUAUCUAAGUCAGUAUGUUGGACCAGUACUGUUCAACAUUUGCGACUUUGAUGAAGCAGCUGCAAGACAUGUUUACCUCUUCAACUCAUCCAGACUUGUGCUCGCUAUUUCCAAUUUUACUGUGAGUUCGUUGUACUACUAUACUUGUUCAUGCUUAUUCAUUUGUACAUUUUAUUGUGGUUAGAUAUAGGUUUUAAUUGAACCUUGAAUGUUUACAAAAGUUACCUACGUGGCAAGUCAUUAGUGAAGAUGUAAUGUACUUCUUCUAAUAUUUUUAUCUAUCAAUCAACAUCCGAGUCUUCUAAAAUAGCGAAUAUUCAUAAAAUAUUUUGUUAUUUUCCCUACAUACGGAGUGCAGUUGGAACGUAUGACGGUGGUGGUAACUCCUGCGCGCACUCUGCUUUCCAGCGACGGGCAGUGUCCGUCAGCGAACCUCGAAUGCCAGGUGUCCGGCGCACGUGUCUGUAUCGACUCACUCAGCGCUUGCGACGGCGUACCCAACUGUGGUUCAUACGAUAUAUAUGAUGAGGAUCGUUUGACGUGUGGAAGAUCAGCAGGACUUCAGCAUAACGUGUGCCUUGCCGCCAUAACUUUCUUAGCAGUUUUACUUACUAUACUAUAUAUCGUGCACUAUUGGCUCAAGCGAUGUGUGCCCAGAGUGUCUGAUGCCUUUUUCAUAUACACUGAUGCUGCUGAGAAUGUUUUAUACUUGGACCCUAUUAUGAGGUCUCCAUAUGAUACUGAAGAUCCAAAGGAGUUUUAUCGAACCGGCGUUAUUCAUGAUGAUAUGGAAUGUACCGACAUGAAAAUAAAAAGCAAGUCAGUUAGUCCUUAUAUUAGGCGAUUUCUCAGCUUAUUUCGACGGAGAUGUAACUCAAAUCGUGAUGCGGCACCCGUUAAGAAAGAACAAGAAAUUGACAUAGACUUUGACCGCCAACGAAUGUAUUCGUAUGGCGAAGUUGAGUUAACUAAAUUGGGAGCUCCUGCGUUGACAGAUAUGGCAGUGCAAACCGGAUCAAGUUUAAUAGGAAUUCACACAUUGGAUUCAGUUGUUGUUAACGUGUCAGAUCACGGCAGAUCUUUGGAGGUUGAUUCUGAGAUGGAAGAAAUAGUAACUUAUUACGAAGUAAAGCGAAGAUCAACGGAAAGCAAUUUUAUUGACUUAGACGAUCGUGUGUCUACGGAACGCGUAUUUAAAGAGUUGAGUAUUUUGGAGUUCUUUAAACGGGCAAGAUCUGUUUCUGUGGACAUGCCUCCAUAUCAAGAAGAAAGAAGUUCAGAAUAUUUGACUCAACUUUCUCCCCAAAGAGAAGAAGAGGAAAUACAAAGCCUUAACUAUGAACCAAGCUUCGAAGUGCCAGCAAGCGUUACUUCAAUGAAUACGGAAAUAAGUGGGAAAAAAAUUGAACACGCAAAUGUUCAAAAGAAAUUAAGAUUUGAAGAUAUUAAGGCGGAGCCUGAGAAUGUAAAUGUAGAGGGGGCAAUGCCUGAACGUGGUCGACGGAGCGUGGUGUAUGGGACCGGGAAGAAUUUGCCUAUAGAGCAGUCAGACUCCGGCGGACAAAUCGAUGAGCCGAGUACUAGUACCAAUAGGAAAACAUAUUUUUGGGGCAGCAGUAAAAACAAACCUAAAAAGCCAACUAAGAAAAAGACUCAAUUAUUCUCGUCUACGAUGAAGUAAAGCUUCUGCAUAAGCAGAAAGAGAUAACUGUUUUUAAGUUUAAUGAAUGAGUCAAUUGUAGUUACUGACUUUAAUGUUUACUUUGGUUUAUAAGAAGGGGAAA
Spodoptera litura is the source of this 1996-nucleotide messenger RNA. The record is from RefSeq and is a predicted model, not a curated record. NCBI's taxonomy places the organism in Eukaryota, Metazoa, Arthropoda, Insecta, Lepidoptera, Noctuidae.